This is a messenger RNA of Ochotona princeps (American pika), 1487 nucleotides long. RefSeq names its product cyclin Q (gene CCNQ). The coding region runs from base 314 to 1060 and encodes 248 amino acids. The transcript has 5 exons. The record is from RefSeq and is a predicted model, not a curated record. NCBI's taxonomy places the organism in Eukaryota, Metazoa, Chordata, Mammalia, Lagomorpha, Ochotonidae. Gene Ontology annotation, molecular function: cyclin-dependent protein serine/threonine kinase regulator activity. Gene Ontology annotation, biological process: regulation of transcription by RNA polymerase II. Gene Ontology annotation, cellular component: nucleus.
GCGGGCAGCUGCAGUGUGGGAGUGGAGUGUCUCCCGGAAGCGGGCCCUGAGCCCAGGAACGCCGAGCUUGCUUCUGCGGGCGGAGUCCAGGAUUGCGUCCUCAGGCCCGCACGCAGAGCUGACCGCUGCGCCUGCGCUGCGCCUGCGCACUCGGCAGGGCCGCUUCCUUCGCGCAGCCGCGGUCUCAGGACCGGGCCGAGCGGGGCGGCCGUGGCCGCCGCGCCAAGCCCCGGGAGGUGACCGAGCAGUGCGGAGGGACCUUCUCCUUCCGGUGGGAGGGGAGCGGCGGCGGCGCGCCGCGGGGCGGGGCUUCAUGGAGGCCGUGGGCCGAGAGAGCCACGGAGGAGGGGCUGGGGCGCUGGGGGCCGAGGGGCGGCCGGUGCCCGAGGCGAGGGUACACUUCCGAGUGACGAGAUUCAUCAUGGAGGCAGGUAUCAAACUGGGGAUGCACUCCAUUCCCAUUGCCACUGCUUGCACCAUUUACCAUAAGUUCUUUGGCGAGAUCAACCUGGAUGCCUAUGACCCUUACUUGGUUGCCAUGACAGCCAUUUAUUUGGCUGGCAAAGUGGAGGAGCAGCACCUGCGUACCCGUGACAUCAUCAACGUGUCCAACAGGUACUUUAACCCGAGCAGCGAGCCCCUGGAGCUGGACUCACGCUUCUGGGAGCUGCGGGACAGCAUCGUGCAGUGUGAGCUCCUUAUGCUUAGGAUCCUGCGCUUCCAGGUAUCCUUCCAGCACCCACACAAGUACCUGCUCCACUACCUGAUUUCCCUGAAGAACUGGCUGAACCGGUACAGCUGGCAGCGGACCCCCAUCUCUGUCACAGCCUGGGCCCUGCUGCGGGACAGCUACCAUGGAGGACUGUGCCUGCGCUUCGCGGCUCAGCAUCUGGCCGUGGCCGUGCUCUACUUGGCCCUGCGCAUCUAUGGCGUGGAGGUACCUGCUGAGGCUGAGAGGCCAUGGUGGCAGGUGUUUAGUGAAGACCUUACCAAGCCAAUCAUUGAUAACAUUGUGUCUGAUCUCAUUCAGAUUUAUUCCAUGGACACAGAGAUCCCUUAAGGUCCAGGCCCAGGCCUGCCCAAAGAGAAGCCCAGGAUGGCUGGCUGUCUGGGGACAGUGCCAGCACAUCGCUGUGACAACCAGUCCCCAGGGGAGCAGCUGAGAUGACCGACUGGGCUGCCAGAGAGCGGCUGGUGAAGGGGACGAUGUGCUGCCUGCCAAUUUAUCCCUAGUAGCUGCAGCCCAGCUGCUGAGAAGAGCUCUUCUGGCAGUGGGCAGGCUGGGAGCCACAGUGUUUGACUGGCCCAAGUGGUCACAUCUGCUUUUGUCCUCAGAGAGGACUCCAGCUGCCUUUGAGACGUGACAUCCUUCCGAGAAAUGAGAGCAGAUUGGACUGCAUUCCUCGGCGAUUUUUUAGAGACAGCGUGAAUACGCACCAGAGAUGGCAUUUUAUUUUGUAUAAUAAAAAGUGAUACAAAUCUGUGGG